UUAACCGGUUGCUUUUGAUGUAGAAAGGAAACCGCUGCUCCGAAAGUGGCUUGUUUCUGUCUUUGGACAUCUGUUUAGCCUUCACGUGACAAUAUGAUGUCUCUGGAGGCGCUCAGAGCGUGUGUUGUGCUGCAGGACUGCGCUGAUCAGCUGGAGGUAAUAGGAAACAUCGUGCAGCGUCGACCGAUCACUAAACACAGGGCUACCGAACUGAAUCUGCAAUCAUCUGGACGGGGUCUCAGGGCUGGGAGCAGUUUGUCUGAUGCUACAGAAGAAUUACACACAUCCCUUCAGCAACUCAGUAUUAAGGAGAGCCCACUUACUACCGACAACCUGACCAAAGUUCAGCAAGAAAGGCAGUUUCUUUCAGAUGUCAUAAAUGGGUUAUUAGUUGAAUUGCAGAAGAAAAACACUUUUGAGAGUCUGUUCUCUGUAUUGGAGGAGGAGAGGAAGAAGAAAGCUGAUCUUCUGGACAUGAUAAACAGGGAGAGAGAGAGCCGCCUCAGGGUUAAAGAACUGCAAAAACAGUUACUGCACAUUCAUGCUGAAAAAGCAGAGAAGUGUGAGGCGCUUGUGGAGCUGAUCGCCUACCUGAAGGUCCAGGUACAGGACAUGAGGGUGAGGACAGGACAGCAAGGGAAGUUUGUCAAGAGCUGCGCUGAGCAGCUGGUCUAUGAGGGACAGAAAACCAACAGUCACAAAGAGAAGGAACUGGAAGAUGAAGUUAGGAUGCUGCAAGAGAAAACUAAGGAGGAAAAAGAUGUUCAUAUGGAGAUGAUGACCUUCCUAAACAGACAACACACAAGCUUACAGGAGAAGCUGCAGUUUUGGAUUCAGCGUUAUGAGAUAGACUUGGAGGAGAAGGAGCAAGAGAUCACAGCUCUAAAGAAUGCAAGGACCAACAAGCUGGCACAACUUCAGGAUCUGUCUAAGAAGUGCAGAGACAUGCAGCAGGUCAUCAUUGAAGACAGAAUGGAGAAGGAGCAGUUGCGUGUACAGCUGGAGAAAGAGCAGACGGAGAGAGAUGCAGCAACUAAGAUCCAGUCCUGGUGGCGUGGGACUCUAGUGCGCAAGGGACAGCGGUCUUCCAAGAAAGGCGAGAAAUCCAAGGCUAAAAAGGGAAAAAAAGGCAAAAAGAAGUGAUUAUUGUGGAAUUAGAUAUUUGUGUGGCUGCUUAUACAUUCUCUCAGACACACACACACAAUUGGAUAACUUUUUAUUCAUGUACAUCACUAAUCAUACUACUGAAACAUUCACACUAGGAAACAAACAAUGUCCAUCUAUAAAUAGUAUGAAACAUUAAUAUUGUUUGGUUUUAAGGGUGCAUGUUAUAACAAUGCUGUAAAAACUGGGUUCAAAGGGUGCUCUCCUACAUAUAGUUAUUCAGUACUGUAGGGGAAGCAAGAAUGCAAGUACAGAUUCAAACCUUGUUGAUGCUUAAAAACUUCUUUUCUUUCUUUAAGUGCCAUGCUUCAGUAUGUAUGCUGACAAUGUUUUGUGAAAAUAGAGUUGGUGGAUAAAAGCAAACUUGCAGCACUCUUCUAGUGUGCAUACUUGUGAGACACACUUCAACUCACUGUGAUGGCAAUUGAUAAUAAAAUCUUGUCUUUCCUGAGACAGGAAAUUUGAUUGGUUGGAAAAUAUCUCUGUAAAAAAUUUUCGGUUUGGGCAGAUAAAGAGGAAGCGGGAACCGGUUUCCACAGUUCACGAGUCUGUUUUAUUAACAAAUAACCAGCUGUACAGCUUCACUCAAAACACAAGAUGGCUUUUCAGCUUCACACAACACAAGGCUCACUCUCUCUCUCUCUAUCUGGGAACAGACACAGAGACUCUGUUCUGUCUGUCUCUCUCCUCUCUCUGUGAACUGGAUGUCUUUUUAUCUCCCUCUCUCCUCUCACUGUGAACAUAGAGAGGGUAAUUAGUCACAAUCCAUCUAGGUGGAUGUCUUACCACUUUCAACCUAUUCCUAUUUGUCCAGUUUGAAUUAUGUUCCAGUCCCCAAACCAGGGGCACAUUAAUGCACUUGCUUUGGCAUCUGCCACCCAAUUUUCCCUCUGCCCAUCAACAUUUGUGGAAGGAACGCAUCUUAUCUCGCUCAGCGCGAUAAGAUGCGUCUCCCUGUGAAGACAUGGGUCUCCCUGACUGUCAAUUCUGUGAAUGAAAACAGAAAUAAUAAAAGGACUGACCUUGAACCUGCCUCGUUGUCUCCUGACUCCUCCAUUGCUCCAAUCAAACCAGUUCACACUCCCAUUUACUGAUGUUUGGAGCAACAAUACAAAAUGGUUUUGUCUGGUAGAAAAGUGAAUUAGGCCGCUUCAGAUGAGGCAUCACCAGCAUCAGUUCCUAUGUUUUUUCUGUCUAAUCCUCCAUG
This is a messenger RNA of Xyrauchen texanus (razorback sucker), 2371 nucleotides long. RefSeq names its product IQ motif containing G (gene drc9). Gene Ontology annotation, molecular function: protein binding. Gene Ontology annotation, biological process: sperm axoneme assembly; cilium organization. Lineage: Eukaryota; Metazoa; Chordata; Actinopteri; Cypriniformes; Catostomidae. Gene Ontology annotation, cellular component: sperm flagellum; cytoplasm. The record is from RefSeq and is a predicted model, not a curated record. The transcript is spliced from 9 exons. Bases 94 to 1143 code for a protein of 349 amino acids.